This is a messenger RNA of Cottoperca gobio, 872 nucleotides long. RefSeq names its product trypsin-3-like. Gene Ontology annotation, biological process: proteolysis. The transcript has 5 exons. The record is from RefSeq and is a predicted model, not a curated record. Gene Ontology annotation, molecular function: serine-type endopeptidase activity. NCBI's taxonomy places the organism in Eukaryota, Metazoa, Chordata, Actinopteri, Perciformes, Bovichtidae. The coding region runs from base 102 to 851 and encodes 249 amino acids.
CUUCUGACGAUAGAAGACCUUGAGAAGAGGGAGAUAAGAGGACUGAAAUACCUAAAAUUUAGAGGGUGAAGGCACAUUUAUCUGGAAGCCAGACAGUAGGCAUGAAGCUUUUCCUUCUUCUGACUCUCUUUGGAGGGGCAGCUGCAGUUGCCCUGAGGGAAGAUAACAAGAUUGUUGGAGGCUAUGAGUGUCCAAAGAAUUCUGUGCCCCACCAAGUGUCUCUCUUCACUGGGUACAACAUGUGUGGCGGGACUCUUCUGGCCGAUGAGUGGGUGCUCUCUGCUGCACACUGCAAAACAAAGUCAGACGUAGAAGUUCGGCUGGGAGAGCACGACAUCUUUGAACCUGAGGGGACUGAACAGCACAUUAUGGCUUCCAAGUUUAUUCCCCACCCUGACUACAACUCCCGCACACAGGACAGUGACAUCAUGCUGAUCAAACUGAGUCGACCUGCCACUCUGAACAGCUACGUACGCCCUGCUACAGUCCCUUCAAAGUGUGCCAGUGAUGGGACAAUUUGUCAAAUCUCUGGAUGGGGGAGUCUUCGUCCCAGCAAUGAGGGCUCAAGGUACCCUCAUAAGUUGCAGUGCCUGGAUGUCCCUCUCCUGAGUGAUGACACAUGCUUUAAUUCAUAUCCUUUCCAAAUCACUGAAAACAUGAUCUGUGCUGGCUAUCUGGAGGGAGGGAAGGACUCCUGUCAGGGUGACUCCGGGGGUCCCAUGAUGUGUGACGGAGAACUCCAGGGAGUUGUGUCUUGGGGGCAUGGCUGCGCUCAGAAGAAAAAGCCUGGGGUGUACACAAAAGUUUGCAAUUACAUCUCCUGGAUCAAGAACACCAUGGCGUCUGGCUGAGCAGCACGUAUAUCAACGAAU